This is a messenger RNA of Paramecium octaurelia, 1317 nucleotides long. Lineage: Eukaryota; Ciliophora; Oligohymenophorea; Peniculida; Parameciidae. The record is from the annotation of a GenBank genome assembly.
AUGUAAAUAGAGAAUUUUAUCAAUUAGACUGAAGGACUGACAAAAUAUUCAAUAAGUUUAAAUUGGUCUGCAGAAAUUAGUUGGAAUAACUUGAACUCAGAUCCUGCCUUUGGAAUAGUGAUCAACUAAAAAAUAAAAUGGUUCCACGCUAAGCCCAAAAUAAUUGAAACCCUGAGAGCUGCACUUAAAAAACGCAUUACUUCUACUGAUUUUUAAGUAUUUUAUAAUCUAGGGUCACACAUAUCUAAAGGGCAAAAUAGUUAUUGCUAUGAAUUCAUUUCAAAUAGUGAUUAUUAAUUGAAUUAUGUUGCUAAACUUAUAAAACGAGAACAAAUUAGAGACAUAAACUAAUUGUACAAUGAACUAAACAUACUUAAAAUAUUGAAUCAUUAAGGACUUCCCAAAUUUGUUGAAUUCUUUAGAACAGAUAACACUUAUUAUAUUGUAAUGGAAAAAAUAGAGGGAUAAAAAUUGAGUAGAUUGAAUUCAACAAAAAAAUAAUAAUUAAGCUUAAUUUAAAUAUAGUCAAUUAUCAUCCAGUGCUUAAAGAUUUUAUAAUACCUAGAAUAAAUAUAAGUAAUCCAUAGAGACAUUCAGCCAGACAACAUUAUCUAUCAUCAAAAUAUGCAAACUUCAUCAGUGAAAUUAAUUGACUUCGCCAAAGCUUCCAUUUCUGGAACUGAUCAAAAAAUAUUAGGUACUCCUGGAUUCAUAGCUCCUGAAAUUUUAAGGGAAAACAAAUAUUCUACAGAAUCAGACAUGUUCUCAUUGGGUUGUGUAUUUUAUAAAUUGUAAAUUAGUUAGUUUAAUAAUUUUAGAUUGGUUAAAUAGGAUUUAUUUUAAGGAAUCAGUAGAGAUGAUACUUUGAAAGAAAACCAAAAGUGCUUAUUCAAUCUAAGAAAUCUAUAAUUAAUACGAAUUCCAUAAAGUGCUUAACAUUUACUUUCUUAAAUGUUGUAAAUAGAUCCUAAAUAAAGAAUAAAGCCAAUCGAAGCAUUAAAUCAUCAUUUCUUCAAAGAACCUAUAGAAAAUCUUUCAUCUCCUAAGAUGAGCACAAGAAAUUUACCAUUAAAACAAUCUAUUCAUAACUUGGAUUCCAUUUUGACAAACCCUUCAUAAAAUUAAUUGAAUUUGCUAGAUUAAUAAAUCCUAAUUGAUUACUUUUAAAAUGAACUACCUCCAAUCAACUCAGUCCCAGUUAUGAAAUAAGUCAAAGGAGGAUACCGUUUUACUCCUCAAGCUGAAACUGAUAUAAUCAAAAACUGUGAAGCUACUUCUACUUCAAAGAAAAGCCAAACUGAAAAUAUAUCAAAUUGA